UCCGCAACUGUCGUCAGCGCCGCCCUAGCUGUAAGAUCUCUAGUACAUGAUCCAACAUUAACUGUAGCAAUAAUAUGAAUACCUCGUUUGUUCUUGUUUUGUGCGUGUCAUUUGUUCUUGUUUUAAGAACAUAUCAAAACCCCCGAGAUAUGUAGGAUGAUUAUCCUGUUCAUACUUGAUAUUCUGCAAAGACCCUCGCGAACUCCGUUAUCUGUCACCGUUCUCACCUUCCCCGGUGGCCCACCCCUCUUCUUUUGUCGCUGCAUGAUUUUGAUUUUAUUUAUUGCGCUCUCUCCUCGUCCCCUUCUUGGCUUCCAAUUUGAUUCUCCGGGAAGAGAACACAGAGAUCUAAUUUUUUGGAAGGUCAAACGCUGGUUUGGUGUUCAGUGAUGGGUGGAUUCUUGGCUGAGAGGUUUGCAUCCUUCUACAAGAACAGAUGGCUUGUGUUUGUGGCUGCAAUGUGGCUGCAGUCAUGGGCCGGUGUUGGGUAUCUGUUUGGUAGCAUAUCGCCUGUGAUUAAGAGCUCCUUGAACUACAAUCAGAGGCAGCUUGCUAGGCUGGGUGUGGCCAAAGACCUUGGCGAUUGCGUCGGCUUCGUCACUGGGAUCUUGUGCGAGAUUUUGCCUCCCUGGGGUGCUUUGCUUGUUGGUGUCUCGUUGAACUUUGUUGGAUAUGGCUGGGUUUGGUUGAUCGUCACUGGCCGAGCUCCCGCUUUGCCUUUGUGGGCUAUGUGCAUUCUUAUAUUUGUGGGAACAAAUGGGGAGACCUACUUCAACACAGUUACUCUGGUGUCCUGCGUUCAAAAUUUCCCAAAAAAUAGAGGCCCUGUGGUUGGAAUUCUCAAGGGCUUUGCUGGGCUGAGUGGUGCAAUCUUAACUCAAAUAUAUGCUAUGAUCCAUUACCCUGAUCAUGCGUCACUGAUCUUCAUGGUUGCAGUUGGUCCCUCUUUGGUAGGAAUAGGUCUGAUAUUCAUUAUCAGACCUGUCAAAGGUCACAAGCAAAUUAGACCUUCAGAUGACACAAGCUUCACUUUUGUUUACAGUGUCUGCCUCUUAUUGGCUGCUUAUUUGAUGGGGGUCAUGCUUGUUCAAGAUCUGGUAACCUUGAAUCAUAGCAUUGUUAGGAGUUUUACAGCAGUCUUGUUCGUCAUCCUCGUCGCCCCAAUUUUCAUUCCCAUUUCAAUGAGUUUUUUCUCAGAGCAAAAGGCUCCAGAAGAAGAAGCACUCCUUCCUCAGACUGAGACACUAGAACGAGGUAAUUCUGAAGUAAUAUUAAGUGAGGUGGAAGAUGAGAAGCCUGAUGACGUGGAUUCACUUCCUUCAUCAGAAAGGAAGAAACGUAUAGCACAACUACAAUCAAAACUAGUCCAAGCAGCUGCAGUUGGGGCAGUGAGAGUCAAGAGGAGGAGAGGACCUCGCAGAGGGGAGGACUUCACCUUAGCACAAGCUUUGAUUAAAGCAGAUUUUUGGCUUCUUUUCAUGUCCCUCCUUCUGGGUUCGGGAUCAGGACUGACUAUUAUAGACAACCUGGGCCAGAUAAGCCAGUCUCUGAAAUAUGACAAUACUCACAUAUUCGUGUCCAUGAUAAGUAUCUGGAACUUUCUUGGCCGUGUAGGAGGGGGUUACAUCUCUGAGAUUGUAGUGAGGGAUUACGCCUUUCCAAGGACAGUUGCAUUGGCUGGGUUUCAACUGACAAUGGCUUUUGGGCACGUGUUCAUAGCAAUGGGAUGGCCUGGGGCAAUGUAUGUGAGUACACUACUGGUUGGCCUUGGUUAUGGGGCCCACUGGUCAAUUGUUCCAGCUGCAGUUUCUGAGUUAUUUGGUCUCAGAAACUUCGGUGCUUUGUACAAUUUCCUUACCCUGGCAAACCCUUCGGGAACUCUGGUUUUCUCGAGUCUAAUUGCCAGUGGAAUCUAUGACUAUGAAGCAGAGAAACAAGCUCAUGAGGGAAAUCAGCAUCAGAAGAGCAUAGGAUCAUUGUUGUCACGCGUGGUUAACGCCGCAGAGCCUCCGAAAUGUGAAGGUUCCAUUUGCUUUUUCAUGACUUGUGUGCUCAUGGCUGGACUCUGUAUUAUGGCAGCAGUCUUGAGUUUGAUUCUGGUGCGCCGAACUAAGGUUGUUUACGCCAACCUAUAUGGGAAAUCUACUGCUAGAAAUGUUGUGUAAUCAAGUUUGUUUUGGAGUAUAUGUUUUUUUUUUUUUUUUGGCGUUGGUGCUCUUUGAAGUGCAUUGUAUCUGGAUUUACGUCGAGAAAGGUUUAAGGUACAGAGGCAACAUUGGACGCAUUUUUCCUGAGGGUGAAACACGGAACACGGGGAAAGAAACAGAAAGGUUUCUGUGGGUUGGCACGGGGAUUUCCCGCGAUCUAGCUGCUACACAUAUAGUCAUAUAGUCACCAGUAUUGUUUUGUCAAUAGUAACGUGUUGUGUAUUAUUUACUCGUGCUGUCGGGCAAUUGAUUGAAAAGAUCAUUCAUUUUCUUCUCAUUAAGCUUUGUUUUCAUGCAGAAGAAAACGUAA
Molecule: messenger RNA, 2517 nt
Organism: Prosopis cineraria
Lineage: Eukaryota; Viridiplantae; Streptophyta; Magnoliopsida; Fabales; Fabaceae
Product: protein NUCLEAR FUSION DEFECTIVE 4
Exons: 3
Coding region: 390-2165 (591 amino acids)
Cellular component (GO): membrane
Source: RefSeq, a predicted model, not a curated record